Messenger RNA from Leucoraja erinaceus (little skate), 5150 nucleotides. Its product is annotated as peptidase inhibitor 15-like. Gene Ontology annotation, cellular component: extracellular region. The record is from RefSeq and is a predicted model, not a curated record. The transcript is spliced from 5 exons. The coding region runs from base 372 to 1223 and encodes 283 amino acids. Lineage: Eukaryota; Metazoa; Chordata; Chondrichthyes; Rajiformes; Rajidae.
UCCUCCGGCUCCGCAUUACAGUUAGUCUUGCCUCCGUCGCAUCGCAAUACACUUUUCAAAAUUUCUUCCAGACAGACAUCGAAACUUGGAAGGGCUCGCGACUGUGACUGCUUGCAGCAGGUGAGUUAUAUUUAACGUUACACUCGAGGCAUAUUUAAAAAAUCAGAACACGGAAUUCCGCCGGGUUACAAGGAAAUGCAAAAUUCAUCAGGUAUCUUUCAAUAUUUUCAUUUGAAUGUUUCUAUUUAUUUGCGUUUGAUAAGAGAAUGGUAUGUAGUUAAUAAAUGCAUUUGGUGUAGGUUACGGGUUCUCUGGACAGAUGUGCUCAUUAAUUGAAUGAACCAAGAGUUUGGAGAUGUUGCAUCUUUAUAAUGAUCUACCUGCACACAUAUUGUUCUUUAUUCGGUGUAACCUCUGAUUUGCAGCGCUCCGCUCUCCCGAUGGCAACCAUGAGGCUCUGCUCCAUUCUAAGUUUAAUCAGGUUAUUGUGCGCUGUGCAGGGAACAAGUGCAUCUAUUUUGGUAAACGCCAGCGACAUGCUCCUUUCAUCAAACUUCAGCAGUACAGAAUUGCCUUGGAGAAAAUAUCCGGCACCCGAGAACGUCCCUAAAACCAGACGGAGGCGAUACAUCUCACAGAAUGACAUCUCGGCUAUUCUCGAUUACCACAAUAAAGUUCGAGGUCGUGUCACCCCACCUGCUGCAAACAUGGAAUACAUGGUCUGGGAUGAAAAUCUGGCAAAGUUUGCAGAGUCUUGGGCUGCCACGUGUAUAUGGGACCACGGACCAAAAUAUUUACUGAGAUUUCUUGGGCAAAAUCUCUCAGUUCGCUCUGGACGCUAUCGGAAUAUUCUACAACUAGUGAAACCUUGGUAUGAUGAAGUGAAAGAUUACCGUUUUCCAUAUCCUCAAGAAUGUAAUCCCAGAUGUCCCAUGAGAUGUUAUGGACCAGUGUGCACUCACUACACUCAGAUGGUUUGGGCAACAUCCAACAAAAUAGGAUGUGCAAUCCAUACCUGCAACCACAUGAAUGUCUGGGGAGCUAGAUGGCGGAAUGCUGUUUACCUUGUGUGCAACUAUUCUCCAAAGGGAAACUGGAUUGGAGAAGCACCGUAUAAAGUUGGAAGGCCCUGCUCAGCUUGUCCACCCAGUUAUGGUGGAGUCUGCAACAACAAUCAGUGCUUCCCGCGAGUAACCUCAAACUACUUAUACUGGUUCAAGUGAUCUGUCCAGAUUCCAGAAAAAAUUAGCAAUGCCAAUAUUAGGAUUCCUCAACAGAGUUCCUAAUUAGCUGAAGAGACUUCACAGAACACAUUAUAUACCCAUUAUUAUCACUGAAAACUUUGCCUUAAAUUUAUCAUCUUCCAGAGACAUUUACUAUUAUCAUUUUACUGCUUUUAACUUCCAUCGAGUUAGCUCGUAGAAAUGCAAUAUGUAUUAUAUCAACUCAAGGCACUGUAUUUAUGAAGAACAACAACAGCAUAAUACUUCAGAAUAUUGCUAUGUUUUUAUUUACCAGGUGGGAAUAGAAAGCAGUUCUCAGAAAGUUUUGUGAAUGGAUGUGAUAUAAUGUUAACAACUUGUAAAAUCAGUUUAUUAUUUAAACAUAAUGGUUAUGUAUAGGUUUGCACCUGGGUUGAUGUUAAAACUGGAGGAUCAGUUAGAUGAACUAUAGAACUUGCUUGCAGAUAGCAUUAAUUAAAGCAAAUACUAAUAACUUAAUAAGCUAUGGUCUGGAUAGCUGAGGCAGUAUAGCUUCUCAUGGUGCUAAACAUUUUAUUUAAAAUCCCUGCUAACCCACAUCAGGCAUAACUUCAAAGAACUUAGCUAAGAUAUUAAAUAUGGAAGAUAAAUAGGACAAUCUUAAGGGUGCUAAUGAUCACAAUAAUCAGAUUUGUGAUCACGUGUAUUUUCCCAUCACAAUGGGAAUUUAGCCCCAGGCAGCUCAGACACAAACACAUCUGUAUUUUCAGGUAGCACAUGAGCAGGCUCUUGUGCCAAAAACAAGUUACAUUUCUGCAACAUUUACAGAGGAUUGCACUCACGAUCCAACACUGCCUCUGAUUACUUAUCUACCCUUCUUCUUCCUCCCAUAUCCUUAUCUUCAUUAGAUUCUCAGCAUUUCAUUUCAUUUCAUAAAUAUUUUGGCCCUUUGGUUUGAUGGCAUUAUCCCCUAACCUUAAUAACAAAUUAUUUCUCUUGUGUUUUUAACAUGAUAAAACGUCUUAUGGCAUGACAAAAGUCACUACUCAAUGCCACAUACUAACACAAUUAGUACCACAGACAACAAUUGAUUCAUGCCUUUUGCUCCAAGGGGAGAUAUCAUCAGAACUUUCAGAAAAUUCAGUUUCUGUGGCAUGCAAUGUAUUUUUACAACAAAAGCUAUGGGGCAUUUUUUAGAGGAAAAGUCAGAAAUACUGGAUUAAUAUAAAAGCAGGAGUGCUGGAAAUACUCAACAGGUCCGACAGCACAUUUGAAGGAUGAAGCACAGUCAAUGUUGGAGAUCAAUUUGUUCCAUCUUCUGGUUUAUUUCCUACUUUUCACACCUGCCGUAUUUUGUUUUUGUUAUAUUAGAAUGGUAGCUUAAUUGUCUCACUAUCUGCUUAUUAUUCUUUGCUACUUGCAUUAACUUUGAUAACUCUCAUUCAUAAUUAAUAUAAAAUAGAGGAGAAAUGGAGCAGUUUUCAGGAAAUGUAACGUACUUUUGAAUUGUUCAGUUAUCAGGGGCAUUACAAAUGGUGCACAAUAAAUCACAAAUGGUGACCUCUUUACCAGGUAAAGCCUGAAUACUUAAUCAUUUAGGCAGUUUAACGCUGAUUACAGUUAUGUGCCUGAACUUCAUCCUUGGUUGCUUUGUUUCCUUUUUCAUUUAAUUUGUUCGAUAUCAGCACAAAUAGCUGAAACAUUGUGAAAUAUUAAGUGCAAUUAGUGCAAUGCAAGCUUUUACGAUUUUUUACACAGAUUUAGAGCUGCAGCCACUUAUUGCAGAGAAUUUGAAAUUAAAUGGACACUUGCCUUGCCUGAUCAAAUUCUCCAUUGUGAGUUUUUCUGAAUUCAUUUAUUUGCUUUAAUCCAAGGAGUUUCUUAACAUUCAGUCUUCAAGUACAAGUAAACGAUAAAACAUUAAAAAAAAAAGACUUUUAGUUUAUGAAGGAACUGAUUACUGUAUUCUAAUACAACUAGCAAUGGUUCUGAAAAGCUUUUCAGUCAUUUUCGGCUAUUUAACAUUAGGUUAAGCUCACGUAGUAGACUAGAGAUUGAUUAAAAUGCCAACAAAUAAUGCCAAUGAGCACCCUUUUAGCUCCAUUUGUCAAACCAUACCAAAUUCCUCCUUCAAAUAUUUCAAGGAAUAUAUUUGAAAAUUACAUUUUAGAAACAAAUCUCGCUUGGAUUUUCCAUUGGGGAUGUUUGACCUGAAGAAAAAGCUGGCCUCAAAGAAACGAACCCAGAAAGUUAAAUAGGUCAGGUGAGGUGCUUGUGCCAUCAUUGAAAAUUCUUAUCCAUUAUUCUGCUCAAUCAUAUUGGCUCAGGGCAGAGAUUUCCAUUUGGUGAUAUACAAAUUAAUUUCAAUGGAAAUUCCAAAGGAAAAACUUAUAUCAAAAUUGCACAAUUGAGUUGUGAAAUAAGGAACUUGGUUGCAGAAAGCAUUAAUUAAAGCAAAUGUUAAUAAUUUAAUAACUGGCGCACUAUAGCUCUUAAUUGAUGAAGACAUUUUAUAUCACUGAAAAAAUAUUAAACGCCUAUAUAUUUUCUAUAUAUUUUUAUGGAAUAUUAAUGCUUGAAAGAUUUUUUUAAUAUGAGCUGCUUUGGAUGAUCUGUUGUAAAAAAAGUCAGGAUGGUCAUGGAAGCAGCUGCCAUGAAUCUGUCAGUAAAUCUCAUGUUUGUGGUUGUAAUUGAAAACAUGGAAGGAAAGGUUUGGUUGCACCCCGCACCCAAGAGCGGAAUUCGCUAUCAAAACAUGGGGGAGACGUGUCCCCUCUGGCCCCUCGCCCUCCUCCAGAGCUGUUAAGCAGAAUAUCAUGCCUGAAACACACUGUAAUAGCUAGGUGUUUGCUGCAUAGGAGGAGGGAUUGCUUUUCUCAACAAUUAAGAAAAUUAGUUUAAUUUAGUUUUGUUUAGAGACACAGAAUGGAAACAAACCCUUUGGCCCACCGAGUCCACGCCAACCAAUGAUCCUCGUACACUAACACUAUCCAACACUAGGGAUAACUUACGAUUUUUACCAAAGCCAAUUAACCUACAAACCUCCACAUCUUUGGAGUGUGGGUGGAAAACACAGCACCCGGAGAAAACUCACACGAUCACGGGGAGUACAUAAUAACCCCGUACAGCCAGUACCAGUAGUCAGGAUUGAACCCGGGUCUCUUGUACUGUAAGGCAGCAACUCUACCACUGCAUUGCCCCAAGUGUGGUCUAUUUUUUAAAGAACUGUUCAAGGUGGGCUUCUCACUGUGUUAGGGCUGCUCUGCUAGAUGAAGGCCACACUGCUUUGCUCUCAAGUAUUCACAACCCAAGCGUAGCGAUGUGUAGCGUGAUGCAUACCAGUUAUCAUCAAUGCUGCGCAACCAGUGAUGCUGUGCGCAGUAAAGUCUCUCACAUUGGAAGCAAUCUGAAGUCAGAUCAUGUACUGUGGGCACCAGUAAUUGCUGUCCACUUUUUGCAAUUGAUCCUAUAAUAUAUUUUAAUCUCAUAGUGACCAAAACAUGGUGAAUUUCAUGGCCUGUGCCUUCAGGGCAGGAGAGAAAGUUACCUGUGAAAACCGAUUAUCAGGUAAUUUAAUAAAAAUCCCUUUUAACUGUAUAGAAAUAUAUGAAUUGGUCUUGCUUGAAACUGCACAGGAGGCUUCGCCACUGCACUUGACUUACAGAGAGAUUAAAAAAUGCACAAAUUCUAAAUUUCUCAAAACCAAGCUCUUGUGGAAGUAAUAUAUUAAAAGAUGCUUUAAAUUUUAUUACAAUUUAUAAAUCUCUGAAUACUUCAUCUUCUCCUGCAGUGUUUUACCUGGGGAUGGGAUAGGGAGCAAAGACUAUUGGAUGCAGUUAAAAGUCUCAUUGAAGCUAGGAAGAGAAGGUUGGCCAUUCUUCUGCAGAAUCCUGUACUGUUUUGUUGAUCAAAGGCAGACCACGACAGAAGCAUUCAGAUGCAAAGCCG